AUGCUUAGCGAACCGACGGAAGAGACAGUGCCAUUGCAUACUAAUGGAAUUGCGUCGUCGUCCGAAACCGGCGAGGUAAUUACACCCGCGAUAGAAAAGUUGCACAUGCAUUGGUCGUCACACAUGGAUCAGUACAGCAUCUUUUCGCACCCGUCAAACCAAUCGGCUUUGCCGUACCUGAUAUCUUCUCAACCACGCAUUGCGCAGCCUUCGCCAUGGCCCGCAGCGCAGGGCGGCGCGAGCUACGCACAAUCAGAACCCGCCGCAAAGAUAGCACGAGAAACACGUCCUCUUCCGCGCGAUGUGGUCGCGAGAGGGGGAUGGAAGCUCGAUGAUCAUGCGUAUGGCCGUGAUCCGAACUGGCGCGAAGAGCAGAUUUCCUUUUUGCACACUGCCGAACGGCCAGAGUCGAGUCGGCAAGCUGCGAUCAAACCCGCACACUACGCGGACAGGGCAGAAGCGCAGCGUACAGCAUCUGUGCAUCACGCUGCAAAUGCACCGAAAGAUGCAAAAGAGCGCACUGGAACUGGUGCGGAACACAUUGACCAAGGCCUUGUCCAGCGCGUCGUUCCUGCCGAGCUCCGCGCCUAUUUCGCUCCACCAAGCACGAGCAACCAGCCCCACUUGGACGCAUUUCGCGAACGGAAACACAAGUUGGAGCGCGAUGCAGCACAAGGUGAUGCAGCGGCACUUGCCGAGAUUGCCGAGGCGCGGGGAGCAAAGCGCAAAGCCGGCUCACAAGGCCUGCUCUCGGAUGCAGAAAAGAAGGCGAAUCACAUUGCCUCGGAGCAGAAACGCCGCGCGAAUAUUCGCAAAGGAUACGACAUGCUGAGCGAAGUGAUUCCUACCCUCGUAAAAUCGCAAGAAGACAACAGCGGCGUAGCUAAUCUCAAGGAUCACGAAGGCAAGAUUAGCACACACGGCGAGAUCACAAUUUUGGAAGAGGCGGUCGAUUAUUUGAACGAGCGGCUUUUGGAACACCAACAUCUUCUAAAGCGCAAGGCAGAGAUCCAGCUGUAUUUGCUAUCAAAGUACAGCGAAAAGAAUAGGUAG
Molecule: messenger RNA, 1053 nt
Organism: Malassezia vespertilionis
Lineage: Eukaryota; Fungi; Basidiomycota; Malasseziomycetes; Malasseziales; Malasseziaceae
Exons: 1
Coding region: 1-1053 (350 amino acids)
Biological process (GO): regulation of transcription by RNA polymerase II
Molecular function (GO): RNA polymerase II cis-regulatory region sequence-specific DNA binding; DNA-binding transcription factor activity, RNA polymerase II-specific; protein dimerization activity
Source: RefSeq, a predicted model, not a curated record